Molecule: messenger RNA, 921 nt
Organism: Olea europaea var. sylvestris
Lineage: Eukaryota; Viridiplantae; Streptophyta; Magnoliopsida; Lamiales; Oleaceae
Product: NAC transcription factor NAM-B2-like
Exons: 1
Coding region: 1-921 (306 amino acids)
Biological process (GO): system development; regulation of DNA-templated transcription
Molecular function (GO): DNA binding
Source: RefSeq, a predicted model, not a curated record
AUGGCAUUAUCAAUUCCAGAAGGUUUCGUUUUCAAGCCCACUGAUCAAAAACUUAUCACACUUUACUUAAAACCCAAAGCAAUGGGAUCUCCAUUGCCAUGCGAUAGAAUUCUUGAUCGAAAUCUAUACGGGGAGAAUGGUACACCAUGGAUUAUUUUUUCAAACAAUGAUCCGUGGGAAAUUGUUGGGGAGUCUGAAAUUGGUAUUGUGAAGAAGGAAAUAUAUGUGUUUACUAAGGUGAAAAGGAUAGAUAGAAGGCAUGUUAGGGUGGCCGGUUGUGGAACAUGGGCAGGAAAAUCUAAGCCGAAGGUUAUCCAGAAUUGCAAGGGCGAAGUCAUUGGUGUGAAGAAAUCAUUUACAUUCAAAGUGAGUGGCAAUUUGAAGCAAGACGAGCUAAUUAAGAAGAAUGGUCGUUAUAUAAUGCACGAAUACACCUUGGAAGGAAGUUCUUUGGAGGGAGUGGAUAACACGGAUUAUGCGGUUUGUCGAAUUUCAUGGGAUCUGCCAAAAUGCGGCGUCGAAGAAGAGAGUUGGCCGACUGAAAUGUCAGAUAUAGAUUUUUCAAUUUUAAUUGGAGAAAUGACUUGGAACCAAGCAUUGCACAAUCAGGAGCUGAACCCUGAAGCUGAUUCGAGUGGGCCGACGAAGAUUUCUGGUAAAGAAUCGAAAAUGUCUGAUAAAGAAUCUUCAAGUUUAAUAGAAGAAAUGAAUUGGAACCAACCAUUGCACAAUCAGGAGCUGAACUCUGAAGCUGAUUCGAGUUGGCCGCCUAAAAUGUUUGAUAACGAAUUUUCAAGUUUAAUUGAAGAAAUGAAUUCGAACCAAGAAUUUUACAAUCAGGGGCUGAUCUCAGAAGCUGAUUUGAUUUGGCAGACUGAAAUGUCUGAUAUGCCAAUUAUUGAAGGUCCAUUUUUUGGAUAA